AUGGCGAGCACUUCGAAUACCGCCCGCCCAGUGGGCCAGCACGAAAAAAUUUUAUCUCAGUACGAUGACGACGUAUUGGACGAAUCGGAGCAAGAGAGUAUCAUUGCAAGUAUCCGCCGUGCGAACGACAAGUCGAACUACAUGUACCGCGUCGCCUUGGUCGUGAUUUACAUUCUAGUGUUUGUUUUGUACCUCACUCCGAUCCCCGCGUACGCAUUGGGGCAGCACCCCAAGAGUCACAUGUCUCUAUUUUUGCAUCCUACCACUACCAUCGGUACCCAUGAUGAUCUCACAUACCUGCCCGUCUUCCCCAUUUACAUUACCACCAUGCUCGCCCUAUCUUACUUGAUGGGCCUUGCCGUGUACGAACUGUUUGAUGUGCUCCGGUGGAUCAAGCCGCAAGAGUUUGCUUAUCCCGCACAGCCACACCCGUUUGGCACCGCGCCGAACUGGAUUGUGCCUGUUUUGCGCGAUGUGCGCAUUGGCCCCUCGAACAAGGUGGGUGACCGUGCCGACAAGCCCGUGGAAAAUGCUGAUAUUGUGACGGUGCUGCCGCCGCGUAUUGUAUACAUUGGCUUCCUUUGGAUCUGUUUCUGGCCUAUCCCGCUCAUGACCUUUGGUCUCGGUGCGUUUGAGGACGCGCUGUGGUGGGCGUUCCCCUUUUUUGCCUCUACCAUCCACCUGGUCAUCGAGUGGUGGAUCUACAAAGCGGACCGUGAGACGCUGGGCUUGAAUCACAUGAAGUAUAACUACAAAGGCGCGUAA
Messenger RNA from Malassezia vespertilionis, 765 nucleotides. RefSeq lists its product as uncharacterized. Bases 1 to 765 code for a protein of 254 amino acids. The transcript has a single exon. NCBI's taxonomy places the organism in Eukaryota, Fungi, Basidiomycota, Malasseziomycetes, Malasseziales, Malasseziaceae. The record is from RefSeq and is a predicted model, not a curated record.